CUGGCGGCGUUCCGUACCGUCGGGGACGCGGCGGCAGAAACAUGGCGGUCGCGGCCCUGCCGGCAAACCAGAAAGUUUCUACCGACGCCGGGCUUUAUUAGUGCGUGCGGCCUCGGGCCCUAGUCCUCCUGGUCCGGAACCUCCUGGUUCCAAUUCACAGGGCCAGCCCAAGGGCCUCCUCUCCCUCGUCCGUAGUGGGCCUCGGAGCGCGGAGGGAGCGUUGGCGGCGACCGAGGCAGAUCAUUAUAAAGAAAAAUUCUGAGAAAAUGUUGGAGUAGGAGUUACCAGUGCACUAGAUUUGCUGACUGAAAUACAAGAAGUUAAUUUUGCGGGGGAGAGGCCGACUUUGCAGGUUACAUGUGUAAAUCACUGCGAUACUGCUUUAGUCAUUGUCUCUAUCUAGCAAUGACAAGACUGGAAGAAGUCAAUAGAGAAGUGAACAUGCAUUCCUCAGUGCGAUACCUGGGCUAUUUAGCCAGAAUCAACUUACUAGUGGCUAUAUGUUUAGGUCUUUAUGUAAGAUGGGAAAAAACAGCAAAUUCUUUAAUUCUGGUAAUUUUUAUUCUUGGCCUUUUUGUUCUUGGAAUUGCCAGCAUACUCUACUAUUAUUUUUCCAUGGAAGCAGCAAGUUUAAGUCUCUCCAAUCUUUGGUUUGGAUUUUUGCUUGGUCUUCUAUGCUUUCUUGACAAUUCAUCCUUUAAAAAUGAUGUGAAAGAAGAAUCAACCAAGUACCUGCUUCUGACUUCCAUAGUGCUAAGGACACUAUGCUCAUUGGUGGAGAGAAUCUCUGGGUAUGUCCGUCAUCGACCCACGUUACUAACCACAGUAGAGUUCCUGGAGCUUGUUGGAUUUGCCAUUGCCAGCACAACUAUGUUGGUAGAGAAAUCUCUGAGUGUUAUUUUACUUGUUGUGGCAUUGGCCAUGUUAAUUAUUGACCUGAGAAUGAAGUCAUUUUUAGCUCUUCCAAACUUAGUAAUUUUUUCAGUAUUGUUAUUUUUUUCCUCAUUGGAAACUCCAAAAAAUCCAGUUGCUUUUGCAUGUUUUUUUAUUUGCCUGAUAAUUGAUCCUUUCCUUGACAUUUAUUUUAGUGGACUUUCAGUAACUGAAAGGUGGAAACCUUUCUUGUACCGUGGAAGAAUUUGCAGAAGACUUUCAGUCCUUUUCGCUGGAAUGAUUGAGCUUACGUUUUUCAUUCUUUCAGCAUUUAAACUUAGAGACACUCACCUCUGGUAUUUUGUGAUACCAGGCUUUUCCAUUUUUGGAAUUUUCUGGAUGAUUUGCCAUAUUAUUUUUCUUUUAACUCUUUGGGGAUUCCAUACCAAAUUAAAUGACUGCCAUAAAGUAUAUUUCACCCACAGGAUAGAUAACAAUAGUCUAGACAGAAUCAUGGCAUCCAAAGGUAUGCGCCAUUUUUGCUUAAUUUCAGAGCAAUUAGUUUUUUUUAGUCUUCUUUCAACAGCAAUUUUGGGAGCAGUUUCUUGGCAGCCGACAAAUGGAAUCUUCUUGAGCAUGUUUCUGAUUGUUUUGCCAUUGGAGUCCAUGGCUCAUGGGCUGUUCCAUGAAUUGGGUAAUUGUUUAGGAGGUACAUCUGUUGGAUAUGCUAUUGUGAUUCCCACCAACUUUUGCAGUCCCGAUGGUCAGCCAACACUGCUCCCACCAGAACAUGUACAGGAGUUGAAUUUGAGGUCUACUGGCAUGCUCAAUGCUAUCCAAAGAUUUUUUGCAUAUCAUAUGAUUGAGACCUAUGGAUGUGACUAUUCUACAAGUGGACUGUCUUUAGAUACUCUUCAUUCCAAAUUGAAAGCUUUCCUGGAACUUCGGACUGUGGAUGGGCCUAGACAUGAUACAUAUGUUUUAUAUUACAGUGGACACACACAUGGCUCAGGAGAGUGGGCUCUAGCAGGUGGAGAUAUACUACGUCUUGACACACUUUUAGAAUGGUGGAGAGAGAAGAAUGGUUCCUUCUGUUCCAGGCUUAUUAUCAUGUUAGACUGUGAGAAUUCAGUGCCCUGGGUAAAAGAAGUGAGAAAGAUUAAUGACCAGUAUAUAGCAGUCCAGGGAGCAGAGCUUGCAAAGACAGUGGAUAUUGAAGAAGCCGACCCACCACAGCUAGGUGACUUUACAAAAGAUUGGGUUGAAUACAACUGCAACUCCAGCAAUAACAUCUGUUGGACUGAAAAGGGCAGAACUGUGAAAGCAGUGUAUGGUGUGUCAAAACGGUGGAGUGACUAUACUCUGCACUUGCCAACAGGAAGUGAUGUAGCCAAGCACUGGAUGUUACACUUUCCUCGUAUUACAUAUCCACUUGUACAUUUGGCAAACUGGUUAUGUGGUCUGAACCUUUUUUGGAUCUGCAAAUCUUGUUUUAGGUGCUUGAAAAGAUUAAAAAUGAGUUGGUUUCUUCCUACUGUGCUGGACACAGGACAAGGUUUUAAACUUGUCAAAUCUUAAUUUGGACACUAUGGGGGUGUUAUUGAGAGUUCAUGUUACCAUAUAGCACUCACUUGCCAUUAUUUUGUAUGCUGUAUUUUUUUUUUUUUUGUAGAAAAUAUCUUGCUCCUUUUGUAGUUGCUAUCACUUUGUCUUUUUUCAAGUAAUUAUGGGACAUGUAAGAUAUUGGGGAUAAGCAUUAUUUUAUACUAAAAGUAUAUAAGGAGUCAUAAAUGCUGACUGCAAAUGUAUAAAAUAUUUUAAAACUAGCAAUGCACUUUCAAAAUGUUUGCAUUUGCCCCUGAGUAGAAAGAAGGAAGCAUUGUCUAUGUUCUGCAAUGGCCAAUGAAGAAUUACUAAUGCCUUAUUUUCUAGGCAUACAUUUGAAACUAUAGACUAGGCAACUUUGUUUACUAUUUUAAGAAAACUACCAAUUUACUUAAUCAAAGAUUCUUUUUUGUGAACAAUAAUGUUGGACUCAGACCAUUUGCAAAAGUAUAAAGUCUUAGAAAAGGAAGAAGUCUGUUCAUAAUGAAUGCAAAUUCCCUUCUCAUUCAAAUGUCUUGGUUGUGACCUGUGACCAGUAUAGCAGAGAAGCCCCAGUUGCAUCUUAGAUGCAACCGUAAGAGGUUAGAGCCUACAAAUUGUUCCUUCUUGCAUUGGUGAGGCCCUCUGUAAACACUAUUUUAAGAGUCUUUCUCAGGGUAACAAUGUUUUCUUAAGGAAUAGUAUUUCCAGUCAUACAUCCUUUCCUAGUAAAUUGCCUUUCUUUUUAAUAAGAUAUUUAGCAAUUUCUCAUUGACCAAUUCAGUCUAAGUUUGAGAAAACACUUUGAUCUCUGUGGAGUUAAUAUUCUGCCAUGAAAAUUAAUUUUCAACUCCCUAAUUGAAAUAACCUUUUUUCUAUUGAAGGUCAAAGGAUUAUAAGAGGCCAUUUUUUUUUCUUGCAUACCUGUAUUGUAUUAUGUAAAGUAUUCAUGCUGGUAAUUUUAGAUAAGCAUAAAGGUAUGGUUGUAAUUUUUAAAUCUUAAGUCAGUAUUUUCUCAGCAUAAAGUCGGCACUCAUCAGAGUAUUUCCUAAGAGGUAAUUCACUUCUUAUUUCCUUCUGAUUCUCUUUACAUUCUAAAUUUUCAUUUUUGAAAGCUAAUAGGGACAUAUGAGUGAAUUUGGAGAUAAAUCUAAUUUUUGUUGUUCAAAUGAUGUGAUUUCACACCAUUAGUCCAGCCUCAGAAAGGAGAUGAUGCCACUACUGUUUCCUACUGUUGGCGUAAAUACUGCAGCUUUAGUUAGGAAGAAGUCACAACAUCAGGGAACUUGUACACCACUAUCUAUGCAGCACUGUUACAGCCUGACUGUUUUCUAUGGUUUGAAUAUGGUUUUCCUAAUUCUUUGAAUAAAAUUUUGUUAAAAAAUUAUUUUUCAUUUAAUAUGCAAUUAAACGUUACUAUUUUAGUAUGUUAAAAGUAGAAGACAUUCUAAAUGACUAUGUUUUAGAGUUCAUGUCUGGUGGAAGACUGUUUUGAAAUUUUACAUUUGAUUGCUUAUAUUAACCAUCACUCAAAUGAAACAGCACAAUGUUUCAUGAUUGUUUUAUUAGAAAAUCUGUGUGCUAAAAAAUUAGUUUAUAGCUUCUUAAAACAGUUAAUAUUCAGUAAAAUCUUCUUUUACAUUUCUCAGCUAAUAGUUACCAAAUCAGCUUAAGUAAAGCAUCUCUUUUCACUCUCAGAAGGCCAAAUAUAAAAGUAUAUUUUAGAUUCUUUAUGAAAUGUUAAAUUAAUACUAAAAUUACAUUUAAAAAAUAGCAGAUAAUUUUACAGACAUAAGGUGUGUGUGUGUUUGUGAGUGUGUGUAUGUGUAUUUAAUGUAAAAAUAAUCCAAAAAGGUCUUUGGGAUAAAAAUGUAAUUUGAGAUAAUUAAAAAGUUAUAGACCAUUUACUUGGGUGAAUUUCUGUACAUAAACGAAAACUACAAAUUAGUCUUUAGGAAAAAAUAUUAAAGCUGCCAAUUUAAAAACAAUAACAGAUACUAUAUAGGAAGAAAUUUUAUAAGAAAGAUACUAUUAAAAGUGCUUACUUUGGUCUAAAAAUUUUAAAGCAGAUAUCAAUGGUGAGAUUAUGUGUAUGUAAUUGCUAUUUAGUAUGUUAUUGCAAAGGAUUUUAUUGUUAAAAAGAAUUAGGGCAAAACUUUUUACUAUUGUAUUGAAAAAGGAAAUAUGGAGAUAUUUUACAUAAUUUGCAAUAAUAUUUGUUUCCCUACAUGGUACCUUGUUAAAAUCACAAAAGUACUAGUCUGUGAAAACAUCUUUUAAAAAGUGUAUCCCAUUGUAUGAAAAUUCAGGAGCCAAGUUCCUUCACUACUCAGUACUUUUCAGUUAUGCUGCUAUUUCAUUCAAAUAUUUUUCUUAGCCAGGUAAUCAUUACAUCCCAGAGGUAGAAACAGUAGGAUCAUGAGUUCAAGAUGAGCCUGGACUACAUAGCAAGAACCUGUCUCCAAACAAGUAAAUAAAUUGCUUUACUAGUUAUUUAUUUUGUUUUUGUUCUAAACUUUUCACUAGGAAACUUGAAAUUUGCCAGGCAUGGUGGUGCAUGCCUUUAAUCUCAGCGCUCAGGAAGAUUGCUGUGAGUUUGAGGUCACCCUGAGAGUACAUAGUUGAUUCAGGGUUAGCUUAAGCUACCUCAAAAGGAAAAAAAAAAAAAAAAAAAAGGCAAGUUGAAAUUUAUCUUUCCAUAGAGUUCCAUCUUGCUUUCUUUCAAAAUUCUAUAGAAAAGAUCUGUUUUAGUAAUUUGUAAUCAGUGAUUCAUAAGUUAUAUGCUAUUGAAAAUACUACAUUUUUAAACGCAUUGAGUGGGUGGAUUUGUGAGUUGGUUCUUUAGAUCUGCAUGUAACUUUAUUGGCUUGCUGUCUGGGCACAGCUUUGUAAGGUGUGUUCUUUUACUUGCAGAGCUCUUCAUUUCUCUGUAGAUAUGCUCACAUCUUUCCACAGGUGAUGGAUUAUUACUGUGUUUGCCAAAAGAAAUGUUUAAUACAUAGAGUGUGAUUAGGCACAAGUAAAUGAAAGUAAGCGUUCAAAGGAGUUAUAUCUAAGAGUGUUUAUGUGAGGUUCUACUGGGAACCACCAGUCUUCAUCUCUUAGGGAAAGCUUGUGCAUCUUGGCCUUUCUGCACACGAUUACUUAAAAGUAUGUUUUGUCCACAACAGAAAGCAUAAAUAAAUAUCUUUCACUGAGUGGAUGAAUUUAGAAUCUAAAAGAGAAAUUAAGAUGGCUUGAUUAUAAAUUAGAUUUUUUUUUUUUUGGUUUUUUGAGGUAGGGUCUCACUCUAGCCCAGGCUGACCUGGAAUUCACUAUGGAGUCUCAGGGUGGCCUUGAACUCAUGGCAAUCCUCCUACCUCUGCCUCCCGAGUUUCUGGGAUUAAAGGUGUAUGCUAGAUUUUCUUUAUAAUUUUAUUUAAGUGGCUUUUUCCCAAGAACUUUGUUAAGCAAGUGAGUGGAAGAGAUCUUAUAUUUGAAGUGGAAUAAGUUAUGUCAAGAUUAGAAAAGGAAAACCUCUCUCACACUGGUUUGAUUGAAAGCAGCUGGUACUUGUAGGUUCAGACCAUUUUAGUAGACUUUGUUGUUAUUUUCAUCCAGACUUAAAGAAGGUGAAUUGAUUCCAAAUGUUUAACAGUAUGCCAGGUAUAGGGUGUUUCUUCCUAGACAAACAAUGUUUAUGUUAAAUAAAACUAUUUUUAUAUUAAAAUACAUACUAAUGUAUUACUGAGCAACAUUGCGUUAGUUUUUAAUAUAAAGCAUAACACUUCAAACAGUU
Molecule: messenger RNA, 6235 nt
Organism: Jaculus jaculus (lesser Egyptian jerboa)
Lineage: Eukaryota; Metazoa; Chordata; Mammalia; Rodentia; Dipodidae
Gene: Tmem168
Product: transmembrane protein 168
Exons: 5
Coding region: 358-2451 (697 amino acids)
Source: RefSeq, a predicted model, not a curated record